AGAGUGAAAUGUCAUGUCAUUUUGUCAUUUUACUACAGCUGUUUGAGGUUAAAUAGUUAUUUGAUUUUAUUGUUCAUUUGUUGACAGAUUGUUAUUGUUAAUUAUUGAUAAGUUAAUAGACGGUUGACAUUGGGGAUAGUGACUAGUCACUAUAAUUUAAUACAUACAAAUAGACAAUUUACAUAAGUAUUGCAAGCAGUGACAAAAUAGUGGUCAUUUAUUCAAUUGAAAUAAUAUUUGUGUAACGAAAUAUGAUUUUUUCCUCGACCCUCAUAUAAAUAAGAUAAAUAUGGGAUGUUGUACAACAAAUUGUCAAAAAUGGACAACAUUUUCUUUGGCUGGAGUAUUUUUAUUACUAGGUAUUUUAAUAGCAGUACUGUGGGAUGGAAUUUUUCAUAAAAUUGUUGAUCAUGAAUUAUCUUUGGCAAAUAAUAAAACCAAAGGAUACAUCAACUGGAAGGAAACUCCGAUUCCUAUGUAUUUGCAAUUUUACCUUUUCAAUUGGACCAAUCCAGAAGAUAUAAGAAAUAUUACAAUUAAACCAAAUUUCAAGGAACAUGGUCCUUACACUUACUAUGAACAUCACAUUCGAGAAAAUAUUACUUUCAAUGACAACGGAACUAUUUCUUUUCAAACUAAGAGACUUUGGAAGUUUUUACCAGAGAAAUCUGUUGGAUCAUUAUCGGACAAUAUAACUACUUUAAAUCCUAUUGUUGUUACUGUUGGAAAUAUGGUCAAAUAUAAACAUUAUCUAGUGAAAAGAGGAGUUAAUUUCUUUCUAAAGGAAAAAAAAGUGACGCUAGCCAUUACUAAGACUGUUGACGAAUUUAUUUUCAAAGGUUAUGAUGAUCCUUUGUUAGAUCUUGUACAUAAACUAAAUAUUAGUGGUGUUAAUGUGCCUUACACCAAAUUUGGAUGGUUUGUGGAGCGGAAUGGUAGUGCAGAAUAUGACGGUAUGUACAAUAUGUACAAUGGAGAGAAUGAUAUUGAAAAAUUGGGAUUGCUAAAUACUUGGAAUUAUAAUAAUACAGUUUCCUUUUUAAAAGGAAACUGUUCAAAAGUUGAGGGAACAACUGGAGAAUUAUGGUAUCCUCCAAGAGACAGAUCCACUAUUAAGUUGUUUUCCUCUGAUCUUUGCAGUUCUGUAGAGUUGAUGAAAGUUGAUAAAUAUACAACUUACGGUAUUGAAGGAGACAAAUAUUGGGGCUCCGAGAAAGUAUUUGACAAUGGUACUACAUAUCCAGAGAUGAAAUGUUUUAUUCCAGAGGGGGUUCAGCUGCCAUCAGGAGUUAGAAACGUUUCAUCAUGCAAGUUUGGGGCUCCCGCUUUUAUCUCUUAUGCUCAUUUUUACAUGGCUGACCCUGUCUACAGAGAAGCUAUAGAUGGAAUGAAACCUAAUAAAGAGAAACACGAUAUGUAUUUUGCAUUAGAACCAUCAACAGGUUUGCCUUUGAGAGUACAGGCAGCAUUUCAGAUAAAUUUGAAAAUGGAUCCUGUAGAAGGCAUAGACAUGCUCACUAAUAUACCAUCAAAAAUGAUGCCUUCGUUUUGGUUCCAACAAACGGCUGACUUAAGUAAAGAUCUAGCCGAUCAAACAAAAUUGUUACUAGUGGCGCCAUCUGCCGGUACUUACACUGGAUAUGGAUUUAUCGGAAUCGGUGUUCUCUUAUUAAUAAUUGGAGGUUUUGUAACUUACAGGAGAGGGUGGAAACAAAGUGAGGAAGAACGGUUAUUAAAUCAACAGUCCUUAUAACAUUAUUCUUUUUCAGCUUCCAAAAUAAACAGUAUGUAAGAAAGAAACUGUGUUGUUUACAGUCAGUAUGUUGCAUGAUUAUAAUGUUAUUUUGUUUCAUGUUUUUCAAUUUUGUGGGUAAGAUAAAAGAUCCUUUUACUCUUUCGAAUAAAAUUAAAAUUGUGUAAAACACCCAAUUUUAAUUUUAUUCCACAUUUGGAAAUAAAUCGUAAUACCAUUAAAUAUUUAAAGAAAAUCUGUAUCAUAUACUAUUUCAAUCAUUUUAUUUGCAUAAUGUUUUGUAAAUAGAUCAAGAAAUCUCAGUAGGCCAUGUACUAAGAAGGUGAACGUAAUAAAUGAUUGCUUUUCUGAAAUGAAAACUGUACCUGUUACAUAGUUCUCACAAAUUAUAAAAUAUGCCAUAAAAUUACAAUGCCGUCUAGUAUAAUAUAUUGCCUGUGAUAUUAAAAAAUAGAGUAAUGCCUGAACUGAAUAAGUUUUUUGGCAUUUAAUUUUUGACGGUCACAAAAUUAAAAUUAGGGCGUUUUUCAAAUCUUAUCGACAGUUGCGCUGGCAGAAACCGGUUUUGCACUAAACCAUUUUUUUAUUUCAUUAAUGACUAAUUCCUACCAGGUCUGUUAGAAAAAUAUCAGACCUUUGGCAGAAGAAAAAAACUGGCAUAUCUAGAACGUUGGAAACCUAAUCACCCUCGAAAUAGUCUCCUUGGGUCUCCACACACUUCUCCCAGCGGUGCUGCCAUUGUUGGAAACAUUCCGAGAAGGCCUCUUUCGGAAUGGAGUUUAGCUCGGCUGUCGUUGCAGCCAUAAUGUCCUCUCUUGUCUAAAAUCGAUUUCCUUUCAAUGGCCUCUUGAGUUUGGGAAACGGCCAGAAGUCGCAGACGGCCAUAUCAGGAGAGUAAGGAGCAUGUCGAACCAUAGGAGUCUGUUUUUUUGCCAAAAAAGUCUCGAUCAAGUGCAAGGAAUGUGCUGGAGCAUUGUUGUGAUUAAUGCGGCAAUUUCUUAUUUAUUGACCACAAAUCCAGUGUCUUGCGCCACACAGCAUCACGUAGGCAUCUGAGGACAUCCCUGUAUUACCCUUUAGUGAUUGUUUGACCCCUGAAGUACGUAAUAGUGGUGUACCACACCAUGGGAGUCGAAGAAAGCAGUCAGUAUCACUUUGACGUUGCUGCGGGCCUUCUUUGGUUUUGGUGAAUAUGGAAUGCUUCCACUGUGACGACCAGUGAUGAUGGUGUUCAUGAAGUUGGGGUCACUGUUUCUGGAAUCCAACAUGUCUUGUGAGACUUCAACACGAAGUUGCUUUUGCCUCGCUGUGAGCAGCUUCGGCACGAAUUUCGCUGCAACUCUCUUCAUGGCCAAAUCUUGGGUCAUAAUGGGAAGAGCCGAAAAAGUGCUGAUGUCCAUCUCUUCCGCAAUUUCUCGGAUAGUCACACGACGGUCCCGCAUCACCACACCAUUCACUUUGGCAAUAACUUCGUCAUUUUGGCAUGUUCAUGGCCGACAAGAGCGUGGCUCACUCUCCACCGAUGUGCGGCCGUCUUUAAACCGAUUGUAAUACUCCUUAAUCUGUGUGAUGCCCAUAGCAUCAUCACCGAAAGCCGUCUGCAUCUUCUGAAUGGUUUCCACUUGGCUGUCGCCCAGUUUCUGGUAAAAUCUGAUGCAUAGCGCUGCUCCAGUCGUUCCGUCAUUUUCCUUGUGAUAAAGAAACCGAGGAGAGCAUUAUACAGUGCCUCACUCAAACGCUGCUUGCCAGCGACUGACACUAUAGACAGACGGGAAAAAAUUCACACAUGCACACAAAGGUUCAAGGUAAGCGGGUUUGAUGCAAAUCCAUCAGGUUUUCAUAAAACAAAAUAAGGUCGGAUACUUUUCUAACAGAACUCGUGUGUUUUUAAUUUCACUGAGUAAUUUACGGUUUCGCUACGAAUUAGUUGCCAGGUCCUCAAGAUGUAUACAUCGGUUUUUGGAAUUUUUGACAGGUAACGGUUGUUGUUGGCUAAAAAUUAUCUUAAUGGAGAAGUUUUUAUUAUUUAGUUAUACUAAAAGGUGAGAUUUUGUUCUUAACAAAUAAAUUAAAAUAUACUAGAAAAUUAGGAUGUCUGUGGUGAAAGCUCAUUUCUAAAUUAACGAUAUUCUAUAGAGAAAAAUAGUUUUGAGAUAUAUGCUAUCUACCGUACUUUCUAAACUCUUUCUAAAGACAUAUGUUAGUAUUAACAUCUGUUAGUAAAAUUAGUGAAGUGAGAAGUCAAAAGGUAAGUCACUAGGCUGCUUCCUGCAGGUGUCUAUGUUCUACAGGUAGAUGUUUCGGAGAAGACUGACAUGCUUGGGAAAGACCUCGGAAUUUUAACGAAAAAAAAUUUGUCCAGCCAUAAAACUUCUUUCUCCUUAUUCUAGAGUUCCCAACAUCUUUUAAAUAAAUAAAAAAAUUGAUUUUCUGAAAAUUAUAGAGUGGUCCUACACCUUAAUUUUGGAAGCAACAUAUUGCAUCAAAAUGAUUUUUUUAGAAUAUGAUACAUUUUCCACAUUGUUAUUUGUUGUUAGUAUCAGUAGAAUCAUGAACUAAAAAAAAAAUUGACAAAGCAGGAACAGAAGGGCACCACCCUGUAGUGGUAUACAGUGCCAUGAAAAGUAAAAACCAUUGACUUGAUUGAGUUCCAACUAUAAUAAUUCGAAAAAUGUUUUGAUUUGAAAUUUUAUUCAUGCAUUGCGUUAACUAUUACAGAAUAUAACUGUUUGUCAGAGUUUGGUACAAAACUUUGGCAAUUGAAUGUAAAUCACUCAUAUCUAUAUUUGUUGACCCUGAUAAAAUAUAUUUUAUGUUAAAGAUACAAUGAUCUAAGGAUAAAAGCAAAAAGAAGCUAUUGUAAGUAUAAACAUUUUAAGGAAGUGAAAACAUAAAUUACUUUAAAUUUUUUAUAUACUGUGGACUAUGAUUUAGAAGUUUAUGUAAAAUUCAAUUUUUGUGCCAUGUAUUUAAAUACGUCCACAUCUUGACAUUUGUAUUGAAAAUUUGUCAUUGUGUAAAGAAAUUUAAGGGAUCAUUUUAAUGAAUUCAGAAAUAUUGCUAAGGAAUAUUUUGAGGUAUGCCAUAAUAUCACACAAAGGUAUUGAAAUGUACAUAUUACUAGUCUUGUUUUAACAACACAGUUUUUAACUUCGAUGAUGUGGCAUAUCCAAAGAUAUGAAUUUGCUUUAAUGUAAAAAAUAUGGAUCCAUUAUUUUUUUAUAGUGAUUCUUAACAUUCCUGUUUUUUUGUAAGACUUGUAAAAGUUUGUAAAUAAUAUGAAGUUAGAUUUUGUUUCCUGUUACUGUUGAUUCUAAUAAAACAAGCUGUGAUAGAAUUCUUGACCAUGUUAAAAUUCAUUGUUUUAUAGAUAUUGUAAUAAAUUUUGUAUGUAACGUAAUAAAUUAGUCAGAAUAUUCUUCAUCGAGAGGGGAUAAUUAACAAAAAGGUUUAUUUUAUUUGGGAUUUUAGUUUUUCUCAAUUAUUCUGGAUACACUAACUAGUCAACUAAAUGAGAUUAACUGAGGUCUCCAUUAAACUUAAUGUAACGUCUUAGUACUUAAUAAUAGUACAAUAAAAUGUUUUUUUUUUUGAAA
Molecule: messenger RNA, 5349 nt
Organism: Anoplophora glabripennis (Asian longhorned beetle)
Lineage: Eukaryota; Metazoa; Arthropoda; Insecta; Coleoptera; Cerambycidae
Product: protein croquemort
Exons: 8
Coding region: 290-1753 (487 amino acids)
Cellular component (GO): cytoplasm; membrane
Molecular function (GO): scavenger receptor activity
Source: RefSeq, a predicted model, not a curated record